Molecule: messenger RNA, 2523 nt
Organism: Leishmania braziliensis MHOM/BR/75/M2904
Lineage: Eukaryota; Euglenozoa; Kinetoplastea; Trypanosomatida; Trypanosomatidae
Exons: 1
Coding region: 1-2523 (840 amino acids)
Source: RefSeq, a predicted model, not a curated record
AUGGCGUACCCGCCUCAUUACCACGAACAGCAGCAGCAGCAGCAGCGGUAUUCAGAGCAUGACGUGACAGCGCAUGUCAGCCCACACCUCGCCGCUCUGGCGGAGGAUGUGCAUCGAAUUACCGGUGACAUCAGCAGGCCAUUCCGCAAGGCGGAGUACACAAUGGUGCUGCAGCAGUUUGACAUGCUGAUGGCCUCCUCCACCCUGGAGGUGGUCGCCGCGAUGGCGGUGGAGUGCCGCGAAGAGAUGCGCGAGCUCGACUCGCUAGGGCACUCACUGAACGUCUUGGGUCCCGACUUCCUGACGUGGCGGCUGACAACCCCGCAGGGACGUGCGAUCGGUGUCAAUGGUAACUACAACCUUCCGAAGCCGUCCACAGUCUCCAACGAUGCCUACCAGCUAUACGUGCUGGAGCAGCGGAUAGAGCAUGCCUGGGGGGAGGUACUGCUGGCGGCGAUGCGUCAGCUACCUGAUGAGCAGGAGCACCACGAUGAGAUCGUGAACGACUUUGAGAGGCUGUUCGAGCGCUGCUCCGACUACUUGCGCGCGAUGCUGCAGGACACCAUAAGCGCAGUGCACCUGCUGGACGUGACAGUGAUGGACGCCACGGAGCUGCCAACGCAGUUUGUCGUCCAUGCUGCACUAGUGAAACACCCUCCCUCCAACGUCACCGCACUGGUAAAAUUCAUCCAGUACCUGAAGCAGCGAAGCAUCCCGCUCUCGCUAGCCGCCGCCGAGCAGCUGGAGCGCAUCUACCUACGAUUCAUGAAGGGCAGCGCUGCCGCGGACGUGUUUGAGAGCGUCACCGCCGCCGGCGUCAUCCCGCUCUCUGUGCGGCCGUUUGCGAUGCUCUUCAAUAACCUCACUGACGCGAACGCCGUGCUGGACGCGUAUGACUUGAUGCUUGACUACAGCAUAGCGCCCGAGGCCUCCACGCUGCGCAUCCUGUGCAAGCAGUCUCGUAUGGAGUACGCAAAACUGCACUUCACAACGGUGCUCAAGAGCAUGACAAACACCACUAGCACGUCUCACUCGCACUCGCCGCCGCCGUCGCCGCCGCCACCGCACUCCCCGCUGGCGUCUGGGGGCGCUGUUGCGGUAGCUGCGCACACGAAUGCCCCCACCAUCACCACAGCAUCGCGCCGGCGUGACGAGCGCUCGUACUUUGCGCAGCGCAUCGAGUGGCUAGCGGAGCGCAAGCCCAAGGCCUCGCUCCUGGAGGCACUGAAGGUGUUGCACCGCGCCGAGGUGGAGGGAACAUCACUGCAGGGGGACACGUAUAUCAUGUCCGCUCUGCUUCGGCACUACUGCCGCAGCACAACCCCGCGCCGGCACUUGGUGUUGCCCUUCAGUGCAUCCUUGGCAUAUCGGCCUGGUCCUGUCUCCGAUGACGUGCGGCUCACAUCGGAUGGGGAAGCUGGUGGCAACUCCAAGGGACAUCCUACGACGAACGCAUUUGACUUCGAUUUUGACCCCACCAAAGAAGAGCUGCUAGAGAAGGAGGGGCAGUGCACCAUCAUGGAGGAGCUAGAGAGGCCUUCAGGUGCACCGACGCGCUCCCGCGGUGGUGAGCCGGAGCCGGAGAAAGGCCGCCGUUCACGUCCGCCGCCGCGUGACCCGUACUUCGCGGACAGCUCCGAGGAGGGCACGUACAUUCUCGAGGUGCUCAAGUCCUACGGAUCCUACCCGGACAACAACGUGCUGCAGGCGCUCUCGGCUCAGUACGAAGGGCAGGUGCCGCACAUGGAGAUUGUCGCCAGCGUCGUUGAGGCCUUCUUCGAGGGCUGCAUGGCCUCUCAUGGCGCCAUGACCCCCGUGGACUGCCGCUUCCUCCACGCGCUGGGCUACUACUACAUCGACAACCGCUGGCGCGACCGCGCGCAUCACCUGGUGCGGCGCGUGCUGGAGAUGUUCUACGCUUACUGUGUGACCUUCCGCGCCGACCUCGGCGGAACGGAGAAGUGGUUCUCCUACUUUGCCGUAAUCAUCGGCACCAAGACCGGUCCACUUGACCUCGGUAUAGGCCUCUUCGCUGCGUCCAUCGCGCUCUCUGACAAGACUGUGAACCCUAAAGUAGCGACGAAGCUGACAGCGAAGCGAGACUCGUCAGAGCACGUGAUCGAGGUACUCUCGGAGCUGGAAAGGUGCGGGUGGGAUUACCAUCGAAUCCUCUGCUGUGACGCACUCAUGCUGGAGCCGCAGGAGCGAGCGAGCGCAGGGAAGGUCGAGAGCGCUGCUGGGGCGAACGGCGCUGGCGCACGCGACCAUCGUCACGACCGAGGCACGAACGGCAGCGGUGCAGCAGGAGAGGAGCUCCUCGGCAAGGAGAGCAUCUAUACCUCAGCUGGCCAGGGUCCAAGCUCCUACAGCAACUCGCAUCUGCUGUCGGCGCGCCCGAGCCUCGUUACAUACAUGUACGUGGCGCUGCGUGACUUGGGGGUUGACAAGAAGACAGCCGACUGGCUGCGCGACAGGCUCAAGGCCGCACGGCAAGAGGUGUUGGCAACGAAGAGGGCUCGCUGA